AUGGUGCUGCGAGGCACUUAAUUGCUCGAGAAGAGCCUCGACCGAGGUAAUAUCGUUUGGGGAAUUCAAGCUGUUACUGGUAUGUUCUUACUAUCUGUGUGAUGAUAGCUGUGUUUUUAUAUCUCAAAGUUUGGAAUUAGCUCGAGGAUACAUGACGAAUGAUGAUCUUGAGAAAGCAAUGAAGGAUUUCACCAAGAGAUGCAGCAAGAUCUCAAGAUUAUACAGGUAAUUACUUGGCUGAUUGAUGUGCCCAACGGAAUAAUCGUUUACAAAUCAGUAGCUGGCAUUUUCCCAGAGUCAGUAUUCUUGAUUUGAUAUGAAUUUUUUUAUGGUGUUGUUGAUUUUGUUCUUUAUUUCUCUCUUUGAGGGUUUUCUGGAACGUGCUUUCAGCAUCGGAAAGAGUGUCACUGGCUUUCCUUUGUGGGUCAUAGAGAUUUCAGACAGGCCUGGAGAGAUAGAGGCUGAACCUGCAUUCAAGUACAUUGGAAAUGUACAUGGAGAUGAACCUGUAGGGCGUGAGCUCUUAUUACGUCUUGCAAACUGGAUUUGUGAUAACUAUGGGAAGGAUCCAUUGGCUAAAAUGAUUGUAAAUAAUGUUCACCUUCAUAUAUUGCCAUCAUUGAAUCCAGAUGGCUUUUCAGUCAGGAAACGUAAUAAUGCAAACAAUGUAGAUCUAAAUCGCGACUUCCCUGACCAGUUCUUUCCCUUAAAUGAAGACUUGAGUUUGAGGCAACCUGAAACUACGGCAGUUAUGACUUGGUUGAGAGAUAUACGAUUCACAGCGUCGGCUACUCUGCACGGGGGUGCCCUGGUCGCAAAUUUUCCAUGGGAUGGUACGGAGGAUAAGAGGAAAUACUAUUAUGGAUGUCCUGAUGAUGAGACAUUCCGGUUCUUGGCACGUAUUUAUAGCAAAUCUCACCGUAAUAUGUCAUUGAGCAAAGAAUUUGAGGAAGGAAUCACAAAUGGAGCAUCCUGGUACCCAAUUUAUGGUGGUAUGCAGGACUGGAAUUACAUACAUGGAGGAUGCUUUGAAUUGACUUUGGAAAUAAGUGACAACAAGUGGCCUCCUGCAUCAGAGCUUCCCACCAUUUGGGAAUACAACAGAAUGAGCAUGCUGAAUCUUGUUGCAAGCCUAGUGAAGACAGGAGUUCACGGACGGAUCUUUUCCUUAGACAAGGGAAAGCCACUUCCUGGGAUUGUUGUGGUCAAGGGAAUUAACUAUACGGUUAAAGCUCAUCAAGCGUACGCAGACUACCAUCGCUUGCUUACACCUGGACAGAAAUAUGAAGUAACGGCGUCGUCUCCUGGAUACAAACCGAAAACGACAAGUGUUUGGUUAGGUGAAAACGCAGUUACCGCUGAUUUCAUACUUAUCCCAGAAGCAAGUUCCGGAGGCAAACUACUGAGAAGCAACUGUGACUGUAACUGCGGUCAGCCGCUUUUAACGCACUUUUUCACGGAUACGUAUAACGGAAUCACGUUUACGCUUGUUGUGGUUGUAGCGUUCCUGUGUUUUUUGUUGCAAAGGAGAGUGAGAUUUAACCUAUGGAAGCAAAGACAAUCCUCUAGAAGAUCAAUAACAAUAUGAUGUAUAGGUAUAAUUACACAACUUUUUACUUUAAUAAGCAGAACCAGAAUCCUACCCCCUUGAGCCCAUUGUUCGUGUAGUUUGUUGCCGAUUAAACAUUUUAUUUGAAUCAUUACUUUGAAAGAAAGA
This is a messenger RNA of Eutrema salsugineum, 1717 nucleotides long. RefSeq names its product carboxypeptidase SOL1. Lineage: Eukaryota; Viridiplantae; Streptophyta; Magnoliopsida; Brassicales; Brassicaceae. Gene Ontology annotation, molecular function: metallocarboxypeptidase activity; zinc ion binding. Gene Ontology annotation, biological process: proteolysis. The coding region runs from base 317 to 1588 and encodes 423 amino acids. The record is from RefSeq and is a predicted model, not a curated record. The transcript is spliced from 12 exons.